CCACCACCAGUCAAUCAGCAUCGCCAUCUCCUACAUUAUUGUACAAUAUCCUGAAACAGACCAAGCAAUUAAGAUUCGAUCCUUCAGGGGUCUACGGCCCAUUUUGCCAUCCAUUCAACUUUGUCCAACAUCGCUGCCUGUCAAUUAUUAUCAACACGGGCCGCUCUUAAUUACAUCUUACGCUGCGUUGGGAAAGAGACUAGGAAAUGGCUCUCCCAGCUGAACCAGGGAAUUCCAAAUUCACCGUCUUCCUCCGCCUGCCGUUCCCCAGGGGAGACUUUGUGGAUCCUCCACCUGUUGAAUGGGAUGCAGCAAAAGACCAGGCUCUUUGGGAUGUCUUAUCUCGGCUUUCCAAGGGAGAUGACACAGACUGGAAAACACUUGCCAAUAAUUUUGGCGUGACUCUGCAGUUCCUUCUGCAGCAAGCUGCGUGGCUCUAUGACCGGCAGUUGACUCAGUUUCGCGCGCAAAUGCGUAAAGUGGGCACGGUCCAGUCGGCUUCUCCAUCGCCAAUGCUUGGCUCGACUUCAGGGAGUUUUGCGUUGGGUGGUCAAGCUAAAGGCGCCCAAGGAUCUCGUCCCGCUCCAAGUCGUCUCACAACGCAACAGAAAGACGCACAGCCCCAAAGGAUCGUUCCCCGGCGCACCAGUUCCAAUGCUACAGUCAACCAAAUUAGACAACGAGACCAAUCCCGCAAUGUCACUCCUACGGCAGAGAUGAAAGACCCCAAACCAGAAGGCUUCGGUCGCCGACCUUCUGCAAAUAUUCGAGAGCAACCACCACCUGCAGCGGCUCGCAGAUCCCCUACUUUGGAAGAAGAGGGCCUUUCGACGAGCUCAUCCGAGUCAGAGUCUGAUGAAGAGGAGCUAGACAACCGGCGAAAUCCCAGAUUCAAGCGCUUCGGAAAGUUGUCUAUGCAUCGGCCAGGUCUACGGGACGAUGAAGAAGAUGACGAUGAUGACUCGCCAGCUUUCCUCCCUUACUCGCGGGAUGUUGAGCAUAGGCCUUGGGAGCGCAGUGGGCAGGACCUCAACGCAACCUUGCGUCUCAAUACCGAAAGCCCAGAUGUCCACCGAAGACGUUCAACGGAACACCCACAGACUCCUCGAAACCCCAUGACAACAGAAUCUUCAAUGAGCUCUGCGAGCUCCGGGGUCCCCGUGAGCCACCCGUCGGGUGGCAACAGUCGGCAUGCUAGUCAAGUCGCAAGUCCACGACGAGGCGAACUAGCCAGCCCGCGGCGGCCGAGAGAAGCCAGUGAUGGCACGCCUAGUAUGGGAAGCAGCUUCAGUGACAUUGAUGAUUCAUAUGUUACAGAGUCAGUGCUUGCAGAGGCACAACUCAGCAAUAUUCAGGGCGGAAUGGCGAGUCGGAUGAGCACCAUCGGCCAAGCUUUUCGAAGUCGCUAUCUGUAAGACGUAUAAUGAUAUAUAAGCUUGAUAUAAGAUCUAGACUGUCAAUUCAUAC
Aspergillus ruber CBS 135680 is the source of this 1467-nucleotide messenger RNA. RefSeq names its product multidomain presynaptic cytomatrix related protein. The record is from RefSeq and is a predicted model, not a curated record. NCBI's taxonomy places the organism in Eukaryota, Fungi, Ascomycota, Eurotiomycetes, Eurotiales, Aspergillaceae. Bases 207 to 1415 code for a protein of 402 amino acids. Gene Ontology annotation, cellular component: phagophore assembly site. Gene Ontology annotation, biological process: autophagosome assembly. The transcript is spliced from 7 exons.